AUGAACACAUUUGUAUUACUCCCUUACAUCAUCACUGUAUUUCUUUGCACAUCAUCACGCGAAACGAGCGCACAACAGUCCUGUCCUCCCGGGACCUAUAAUACAAACAUAGGUUCCAACUCACCUCAAGCUUGUGCCAAAUGCCCCGUUGGUUCGUACAAUCAAUACAGUGGACGAAUUUCAUGCACCACUUGUAUAUGGGGCUAUUAUUGUGAUACUGUGGGAGCUACUGAUCCAAAACCAUGUCCAAUCGGAACUUAUAAUCCAACCACACGUUCCGUCUCAUCUCAAGCUUGUCUUAAAUGUCCUGUUGGUUCGUACAACCAAUAUAUCGGACGUUUCUCAUGCACCCCUUGUAUAUGGGGCCAUUUUUGUGACAAUGUUGGAACUAUUCAUCCUAAACCGUGCCCACUCGGAACAUAUAAUCCAAGCACAGGUUCCAUGUCGUCUCAUGCUUGUCUUAAAUGCAAUGUUGGUUCAUACAAUCAAUAUACUGGACAACCGUCAUGCACCACUUGUAUAUGGGGCUAUUUUUGCGAUACUGUGGGAGCUACUCAUCCGAAACCAUGUCCAAUCGGAACUUAUAAUCCAAACACAGGUGCAAUCUCUUCUCAAGGUUGUGUUAAAUGUCCUGUUGGUUCGUACAAUUCAUAUAUUGGACAAUCCUCAUGCAGGACUUGUAUAUCGGGAUAUUAUUGUAACAGUGUCGGAGUCACUGAUCCAAAACCAUGCCCAGUCGGAACUUAUAACCCAAACCCAGGUUCUCUCUCGUCUCUAGGCUGUACUAAAUGCCCUGUGGGCUCAUACAAUUCAUAUACUGGACAAAUUUCAUGUAGGACUUGUAUUUUGGGUUGUUAUUGUGACACUGUUGGAGCUAAUAAUCCAAAGCCAUGUGCAGGCGGAACUUAUAAUCCAAACAUAGGUUCGAACUCCUCUCGAGCUUGUGUUAAAUGUCCUGUUGGUUGGUACAAUCCAUAUACUGGACAAAUCUCAUGUAGGACUUGUAUAUCGGGCUAUUAUUGUGACGUCGUUGGCGCUACUGAUCCAAAACCAUGUCCACUCGGUACUCAAAAUCCAAAUAGAGGUUCCAGCUCCUCUCAAGCUUGUGUUAAAUGCCCUAUUGGUUGGUACAAUCCAUAUACUGGACAAAUCUCAUGUAGGACUUGUAUAUCGGGCUAUUAUUGUGACGUCGUUGGUGCUACUGAUCCAAAACCAUGUCCACUCGGUACUUAUAAUCCAAAUAGAGGCUCCAACUCCUCUCAAGCUUGUGUUAAAUGCCCUGUAGGUUCGUACAAUAAAAACACUGGAGCAUUCUCAUGUACCACUUGUAUGCGUGGCCAUUUUUGUGACACUCAAGGAGCUACCGGUCCAAAGCCAUGUCCAGCGGGAACUUAUAAUCCAAAGGUAGACUCAACCUCAUCUCACGCUUGUAUCAAAUGUCCUGUUGGUUCGUACAAUAAAAACACUGGAGCAUCCUCAUGUACCACUUGUAUACGCGGUCAUUUUUGUGACACUCCAGGAGCUACGGGUUCAAAGCCAUGUCCAGCUGGAACUUAUAAUCGAAAGGUACGUUCAACCUCGUCUCGAGCUUGUAUCAAAUGUCCUGUUGGUUGGUACAAUCGACUUCCUGGACAAUCCUCCUGCCUGAAAUGUCCGACCGGCCGUUCGUGCGUCUAA
This is a messenger RNA of Rotaria sp. Silwood2, 1677 nucleotides long. The record is from the annotation of a GenBank genome assembly. NCBI's taxonomy places the organism in Eukaryota, Metazoa, Rotifera, Eurotatoria, Philodinida, Philodinidae.